This is a messenger RNA of Cyprinus carpio (common carp), 2696 nucleotides long. RefSeq names its product transcription factor HLF-like. Gene Ontology annotation, biological process: regulation of transcription by RNA polymerase II. Gene Ontology annotation, molecular function: RNA polymerase II cis-regulatory region sequence-specific DNA binding; DNA-binding transcription factor activity, RNA polymerase II-specific. Lineage: Eukaryota; Metazoa; Chordata; Actinopteri; Cypriniformes; Cyprinidae. The record is from RefSeq and is a predicted model, not a curated record. Gene Ontology annotation, cellular component: nucleus.
CUCCUAUGCCGGUGCUGUAGAGCAGGGUCUAUUCUCUAACACUUGCCGUUACUAGACGAAUGAACGCUGUUCUUUAUAGCCGUUUGUUUCAUUUCAAUAUAAUUUCAGUAUAAUUUGAAUUAUAAUUAUAAUUCAGUAUAAUUCAAAUAAUUUCUGCACGGAAUAAGAGAGAUUAUGUCCAGACAGCUCACAAUGAAUCCAGCUUUCCUACCUCCGCAAACUAACGGCGUUUUGAAGGCGCUCCUGGAAAAACCUCUAAAACUACCUUUACACCAAGAUGAAGGGAAGGAGAGAGGGAAGGUGAAAAAGCUGGAGGAAGAAGGAAAUGCUCCUCAGUCAGCUUUCUUAGGGCCAACGCUCUGGGAUAAAACAUUGUCUUAUGAUGGAGACUUUCUGAUGGAGUAUAUGGACCUUGAGGAGUUUCUCUCUGAAAAUGGCAUCCCCUCCAGUCCUGCACAACAUGACCAAAGCCUCCAUCACCAGCAGCAGCAGCAGGCUUCAAUGCCUCAGGGCCCCAUCUCAGUCAUGGACCUCAGCAGCCGGGCCGUGACCUCCAUCAGUACGGGGAUGGUUCCUCAGAACUGCCUCCACAGCCCGGGCAGACCAGUUUUGCCUCCAUCACGUAACACACCAAGUCCAGUAGACCCAGAGGCCAUUCAGAUACCAGUGAGCUACGAGCCCGAUCCAGCAGACCUCGCUCUGUCCAGCGUGCCGGGCCAGGAGGUUUUCGACCCACGUAAACACAAGUUCUCUGAAGAGGAGCUGAAACCUCAGCCUAUGAUCAAGAAAGCACGCAAAAUCUACAUUCCUGAUGAUAUGAAGAAUGAAAAAUACUGGGCACGGCGCAGAAAGAACAACAUGGCCGCAAAGAGGUCACGGGACGCUCGACGCCUAAAGGAGAAUCAGAUUGCCAUCCGGGCUGGUUUCCUGGAGAAAGAGAAUGCGGCUCUCCGACUGGAAGUUGCCGACCUACGGAGAGAGCUGGGCCGGUGUAAAAAUGUUUUAACAGAGUAUGAAGCUCAACACGACCCUCUGUGAGACCACCCGGGUGCUCCUCAAGUUCCCCCACCAGUACCCUUCUAAUUCGAAGGACAAUAUUCUUGGGUUAAAGUCCACUGGGCCUGUUUUCCAGCCAGCCCUCACCUCAGUCUGUUCUUGACACCUUAUGAGGCAGAAACAUUACAUUGUGUGGUUACUUUAGAGAUCUACCCACUGUCUUUCUCUAUUUGUUAUCGCAAACAAAGCCAUCGUUGUUUGCCGAUCAUGUUUCUUAUUAUUUUACUGUGUUGUAGCAUUUGUCCACAAAUGUAUGCCUUGAUUUGUUGUAAUUUAGCAGUUAAAUCUGAGCUAGUGGAUCUUCUGCUGUUCCACUACAGACACCCAUUGCGUUGUGUAUGAGAGAGGUGCAUGUGCAUAGCUGCUUGGGGCACAUACAUGUUUUGUGUCUCCGUAAAGACAAUAUUCUCACAGACAGAAUAGAAUGUAGCAGGAUUUGAGAGUUUGAAUUCGUAAAAUAAUUCUAUAUGACCAUAAUUAAUAAAUAUCUGUAUAUCCUUGGAGACAAUCAAGUUGUUUAUAUUCCAAAGCGUAAUGAAAUAAAGAUGUCAGCUACUAGAAAUCUGUGCCACAUAGAGCAUGAUUGAAAUUGGCUGUUUCUUUAUUAUGAACCAGUAGUUUUUUGUCUGUAAAUGACUUUCAUUUCAGUGAAUAUGAAAGAUAUACUGUAUGUCUAUGCUGAUUUGAGAGUUCAGUUAAAAAGUCCACACCCAAUCCCUUUAAAUCCUGUGAAGCUAAUUUAGUUUAGGUAGAACUGAUUCCAUCAGAUUCAGCACAGAGCGUCAUUUAUUCUGCAUUAGCAUGCUUUUGAGUUCAAACUGUGAUCAAGGAAAGCAUUUUGAACAAGGUCUCAGUGCCCUUAUUGUUGACACAAAGAGUGCUAUUUAGAGUAUAUCGAUACAGAUAUGUUGCCUUUUGUUGGUCAGUUGUGAAAUGAAUGUAGUGAAGUGUAUUUUAUGUCUAUCAUUCUUUACUACAGACCAAAUAAUAUGAAAUACAAUAAGGUUAUAUUGUCAUAUUACAAUUAAAUGUUUUUACAAAGAUAUUUUUGCUUUUGUACAGUAUUUUCAUAUGAAUUUCUGAAUAUAUAUCUAUGUAAUUUGAUGUAUACUGUAUAUUUAUAGGCUUCAAACUCUAUGGAAUAAAGGUCUGAAUUCUACAGGUAACUGUACAGUAUAUGGGCAUUAAUAUAAUUAGAGUUAAUUAAUACAUUUAGUAACAUGAACUUUACAUGCGAUCGUAGUUUCUUUACCUUUUCUUACACAGGCACUUUAGUAUUAUGUGCAUCAGUAUCACAACUUUUUUUUUUUCAUGUUUCUUUUGUUUUUAAAUUAUAUUGUCAAUAUUUUUAAUGUAUUGGUUGUGAUGUACGAUCAUGAAAUAUGGUAUUAUUUGCCAAACUUGGUAAAAGAACACUAUCCUUGGCCACAUAGAAUGUUGUCAAUCAUUGUAUAUUUCAACAAACAAGAUGUCUUUUAUAUUAAAUAUAUUAAAAUACAGCAUGUUUAAAUUUUAACAUUCUUUCUUCAGAUGAUUAUUUGACUUAAAUAUUUGCAAUAUGUUGUCUGUUGUGGUCCUUUUUGGUUCCCUUUUCCGGUUUCACUGCUCUUAAUGAAAAUAAAAAGCUUUUGAAAAGCAGA